AUGGGUCCAUUCGUUAAAGUUGCUGUUGUUCAAUCUGAACCAGUUUGGUGGGAUUUAAAAGGUACUGUUGCCAAAGUUAACAAGUUAAUUAAAGAAGCUUAUGAAUCAGGUGCUGAAUUGAUUGCAUUCCCUGAAGUUUUUGUUCCAGGUUAUCCAGUUUGGAUCUGGUCUAAUCCUGCCGAUUAUUUGAAAAAUGCAAAUUAUAUUGAUAAUUCAUUAUCUUAUGAUUCACCAGAAUUUCAAUCAAUUAUUGAUACUAUUAAAUCAAAUCCAAUUCAUGUUGUCUUGGGUCUUUCUGAAAGGGAUCAUAGUUCAAUUUAUAUUUCUCAAUGUAUUAUUGAUAAUCAUGGUGAUGUGGUUUUGAAAAGACGUAAAAUGAAACCAACUCAUGCAGAACGUGUCUUGUAUGGUGAUGGUAGAUCAAGUGAUUUGAAAUCAGUUGUUACCUUGGACUUCAAAGAAGCUGGUCCUGUGGAAGUUGGUUGUUUAUCAUGUUGGGAACAUCAACAACCAUUAUUAAGAUAUAAUAGUGCCACACAACAUGAAAAAAUUCAUAUUGGAUCAUGGCCAACAGUUAAUGAAAAAUAUUGUGGUGAAAAUAGAUGGUGUUUUAGUAAAGAAGGUUUUUAUUCAUUGGCUAGAUCAUAUUGUCAACAAAUGCAAACUUUUUAUUUAUUUUCUUCACAAUUAACUAGUGAAAAAUUACAAGAAUCUAUUCCAGAUAUUGAUAUGAUUGAUAUUCAUGGUACUGGUAGUCCAGCAUCUGCUGUUUUCCAUCCAGAUGGGUAUUUAGCUUCAGAUACAAGUUUCAAAGAAGAUGGAUUAAUCAUUCAUGAUUUAGAUAUGCACAAAAUUUUGAUUCAAAAACAUUUCAUUGAUAUUGUUGGACAUUAUUCAAGACCUGAUAUGAUGUCUUUAGCUCAUAAUUAUGCUAAUGAAGAUGUUAAAAACUACAUCACAGGCCCAACAAACUAA
Hansenula ciferrii is the source of this 975-nucleotide messenger RNA. RefSeq names its product carbon-nitrogen hydrolase family protein. Gene Ontology annotation, molecular function: catalytic activity. The coding region runs from base 1 to 975 and encodes 324 amino acids. Lineage: Eukaryota; Fungi; Ascomycota; Saccharomycetes; Phaffomycetales; Wickerhamomycetaceae. The transcript has a single exon. The record is from RefSeq and is a predicted model, not a curated record.